GGACCCGGCUGCGGCGGCGGGGGAGGAGAAAGAAGCGGAGGAGGCGGCUCCCGCGCUCGCUGGGCCGUGCCACCUGCCCGCUCGCUCGCCGCCGUCGCGCUCACCGCCGCCAACAUGCUGCCGAGACUGGGCGGCCCCGCGCUGCCGUUGCUGCCGCCGCUGCUGCUGCUGCUGCUGGGCGCGGGCGGAGGCGGCCGCGGGGCGCGCGCCGAGGUGCUGUUCCGCUGCCCGCCCUGCACGUCUGAGAGCCUGGCCGCCUGCAAGCCCCCGCCCGCCGCGCAGCCCGCCGCCGAGGCCGGGCCGGCCGGCGACGCCCGCGUGCCCUGCGAGCUGGUCCGGGAGCCGGGCUGCGGCUGCUGCUCUGUGUGCGCCCGGCUGGAGGGCGAGCGGUGCGGCGUGUACACCCCGCGCUGCGGCCAGGGGCUGCGCUGCUAUCCCCACCCGGGCUCCGAGCUGCCCCUGCGGGCGCUGGUCCACGGCGAGGGCACUUGCGAAAAGCACGGGGAUGCCGAGUACAGCGCCAGCCCCGAGCAGGUUGCAGACAAUGGCGAGGACCACUCUGAGGGAGGCCUGGUCGAGAACCACGUGGACGGGAACAUGAACUUGUUGGGAGGUGGAGGUGGUGCUGGCCGGAAGCCCCUCAAGUCGGGCAUGAAGGAGCUGGCCGUGUUCCGGGAGAAGGUCACGGAACAGCACCGGCAGAUGGGCAAGGGUGGCAAACAUCACCUCGGCCUGGAGGAGCCCAAGAAGCUGCGGCCGCCACCUGCCAGGACCCCCUGCCAGCAGGAACUGGACCAGGUGCUGGAGCGGAUCUCCACCAUGCGCCUUCCCGACGAGCGGGGGCCCCUGGAGCACCUCUACUCCUUGCACAUCCCCAACUGUGACAAGCAUGGCCUGUACAACCUCAAACAGUGCAAGAUGUCUCUGAACGGGCAGCGUGGGGAGUGCUGGUGUGUGAACCCCAACACCGGGAAGCUGAUCCAGGGGGCCCCAACCAUCCGGGGGGACCCCGAGUGUCAUCUCUUCUACAACGAGCAGCAGGGGGCUCGCGGGCUACACACCCAGCGGAUGCAGUAAACCUACAGCCAGCCGCCGGUCGGUGCCUGGCACUGCCCCCCACCCCUCUCCAAAGCUGGCAGAGCAAGGAGAGCGCUUGCGUGGUGGGUGGAGGGAGGAUUUUCCAGGAGUUCUGACACGUGUAUUUAUAUUUGGAAAGAGACCAGCACCGAGCUCAGCACACACCCCCGCCCCCCCUAACCCCCCACUCCCCGCCUUCCCCCUCCCCAGCUGGAGAUGCCUGCACCCUCCCUCCUCGAGUCCCUGCUGGGCAGGAAGCGGGUGGCUGCAGUGCGGAGCUGGGGUAAAGGUUUGGGAGAGGGAAAAAAGAAAUUUUUAUUUUUGAACCCCUGUGUCUCUUUUGCUUAAGAUUAAAGGAAGGAAAAAUAAA
Messenger RNA from Orcinus orca (killer whale), 1447 nucleotides. It is a transcript of the gene IGFBP2, whose product is annotated as insulin like growth factor binding protein 2. Bases 115 to 1077 code for a protein of 320 amino acids. Gene Ontology annotation, cellular component: extracellular region. The record is from RefSeq and is a predicted model, not a curated record. The transcript is spliced from 4 exons. Lineage: Eukaryota; Metazoa; Chordata; Mammalia; Artiodactyla; Delphinidae. Gene Ontology annotation, molecular function: insulin-like growth factor II binding; insulin-like growth factor I binding. Gene Ontology annotation, biological process: regulation of insulin-like growth factor receptor signaling pathway.